AUGCCGGGGGCCCGCUACUACGGCGGCAACGACGUCAUCGACGAGAUCGAGAACCUCUGCCGCGACCGCGCCCUCGCCGCCUUCCGCCUCGACGCCGCCUCCUGGGGCGUCAACGUGCAGCCCUACUCCGGCUCGCCCGCAAACUUCGCCGCAUACACCGCGCUCCUCAACCCGCACGACCGGAUCAUGGGGCUCGACCUCCCCUCAGGCGGACACCUCACCCACGGCUACUACACCGCCGGGGGGAAAAAGAUCUCCGCCACCUCCAUCUACUUCGAGAGUCUGCCCUACAAGGUCAGCGCCGCCAACGGCUACAUCGACUACGACAAGCUCGAGGAGAAGGCAAUGGACUUCCGCCCCAAGCUCAUCAUCUGCGGAGGCAGCGCCUACCCCAGGGACUGGGACUACGCCAGGCUCAGGGCCGUCGCCGACAAGGUCGGGGCCAUGCUCCUCUGCGACAUGGCGCACAUCAGCGGACUGGUCGCCGCGCAGGUGUUUCAGUUAUACCGCAAUAGGUUGAAGAUUAAUGAGUGUAUGAAUGUUGAUGAAGCUGCAAAUCCUUUUGAGUUCUGUGAUGUGGUUACCACUACAACACACAAGUCUCUCCGGGGACCGAGGGCUGGUAUGAUCUUCUACAGGAAAGGCCCUAAGCCUGCGAAGAAGGGCCAGCCUGAGGGUGCUGUGUAUGACUAUGAGGACAAGAUCAACUUUGCGGUGUUCCCAUCGCUCCAGGGCGGUCCGCACAACCACCAGAUUGCUGCCCUUGCAGUUGCCCUGAAGCAAACUUUGACUCCUGGAUUCAAGGCCUACGCAAAGCAGGUCAAGGCCAACGCUGUUGCCGUUGGAAAAUAUCUCAUGAGCAAGGGUUACAAGAUGGUGACUGAUGGAACUGACAACCAUCUUGUUCUAUGGGAUCUCCGCCCUCUUGGCUUGACUGGAAACAAGGUUGAAAAGAUGUGUGACCUUUGUAGCAUUACAUUGAACAAGAAUGCCGUCUUCGGUGACAGCAGUGCAUUGUCCCCGGGUGGUGUCCGCAUUGGUGCUCCGGCGAUGACUUCCAGGGGUCUGGUCGAGAAGGACUUUGAGCAGAUCGCUGAGUUCCUCCACCAGGCUGUGACCAUCUGCCUGAACAUCCAGAAGGAGCACGGCAAGCUGCUCAAGGACUUCUCCAAGGGCCUGGUGAACAACAAGGACAUCGAGAACCUCAAGGUCGAGGUCGAGAAGUUUGCCCUCUCCUUUGACAUGCCUGGCUUCUCGCUCGAGAGCAUGAAGUACAAGGAGUAG
Messenger RNA from Triticum turgidum subsp. durum (durum wheat), 1284 nucleotides. The record is from the annotation of a GenBank genome assembly. Lineage: Eukaryota; Viridiplantae; Streptophyta; Magnoliopsida; Poales; Poaceae.